CCUCCCUUUCUCCACCCCUCGCCAGCACAAACAGCAGUGAGAUUUACAUUUGAAACGACAUUUACAUCUUCAACCUGCUUAUUCCGAAUAUACAUAUGCUUUGAGAGGCGUGUGAGAUAUUAAGAAGCGGAUCUGUAGUUUUUAAUUUUGCCGAGGACUUGACAAGCAGGGAAUCGUUCAUCAUCAUCGUCAUCCGUUCGCUUGUGAUUUCGGGAUCUCUGGUUGUAGACUAUACGCAGGAUUUUGAUGUUUUCUUGAAUGCUGUGUAUCGUGGGAGGGUUUUGGGAUGGAAUCUUUCCUGACUCACCCAACCAGGCCCUUUGGAAGCUAAACAUCCACUUUGAAAACAGCAUUUUGUUUAUUGUUUUGAUCAAGGUUAUUCCAGCACAACGAGUGAAUAUCGUCAUAUAUACGAUAUAUCUUCUUGUUACAGUUGGAAAAAAAAAUAAAAAUAAAUAAAGACUUGGAUCAACUCCGAUCCGCUGUAAUGCUUCAGUGGACUGAUUUUAUAUCACAGCUCAAGCUGAUACCCAGAUGUGAAAGUGGUAGUCUUCCCUGGGCUUCCCUGACCUAAGGGAUUAGUUGCAUUCAUUAUAACAGCAGAGCCGUCUUCGGAGGGUCCAUCAUGCCGACCUCUCGAUCCGGCGCAUGCUUGGUGGAAUACUGGGUCGAAGGCUCGCGCCGCGAUGCGACAGUGGAGGAUUUUUAUAAUAUGGGCACAGAAUUAGGCAGGGGUGCCACAUCUGUUGUGUUUCGCUGUGAAGAGAAGCAAACAGAGAAACGUUAUGCAGUCAAGGUGCUGAAGAAAACUAUCGACAAGAAAAUAGUGAGGACAGAGAUCGGAGUCCUGCUGCGUCUUUCUCAUCCAAAUAUCAUUCGUUUAAAAGAAAUUUUUGAGACUGAAUCUGAGAUUUUUCUCAUCCUAGAGCUGGUCACAGGUGGAGAACUCUUUGACAGGAUUGUGGAGAGGGGCUACUACAGCGAGAGAGAUGCAGCUCACGUUAUCAAACAGAUUCUGGAAGCUGUGGCGUAUUUACAUGAAAAUGGAGUUGUUCACAGGGACCUCAAACCAGAAAAUCUCCUCUAUGCUGACUUGUCAAUAGAUGCACCUCUGAAGAUAGCGGACUUUGGACUCUCAAAAAUUAUUGAUGAGCAAGUGACAAUGAAGACAGUGUGUGGGACCCCUGGCUACUGUGCUCCUGAAAUACUUAGAGGAAAUCCUUAUGGCCCAGAGGUUGACAUGUGGUCGGUAGGAGUCAUCCUAUACAUUCUGCUGUGUGGGUUUGAACCAUUUUUCGAUCCAAGGGGGGACCAGUACAUGUACAGUCGCAUUCUUAACUGUGACUAUGAGUUUGUCUCCCCCUGGUGGGAUGAAGUCUCCCUUAAUGCAAAGGAUUUGGUUAGUAAGCUCAUAGUGUUGGAUCCUCAUAAACGUCUCACAGUGAAACAGGCCCUAGAGCAUCCAUGGGUGCAUGGAAAAGCAGCACGGUUCUCCCACAUGGACACCACCCAGAGGAAACUACAGGAAUUUAAUGCUCGGCGCAAAUUAAAGGCUGCUAUGAAAGCUGUGGUUGCCACAAGCCGCAUGCACGAGGGCUCGAGGAGACGGACAGACAGCUGUGAGUUGCCCAACUCUGACAAGAACUCCCGCCAGAGCAGCUUACAGAAGGAAAACACAUUGGAUUCGCAGAGAGAGCCGAGUUCUAUCAAAGAAAGUUCUGACAAGGUUGAAGAUGGGGCCUCGCACAGUCCAUCAUCUCUAAGUCCUCCCCUCCACCCUCCCCAUAAAUCCAAACCUCCAGGCCUGCCUGGACCCAUGCCCACCCGCCCACCUCUGAUAGCAGAGGGACACAGGCAGACAUCUGUCAUUCCAAAGGCUCCUGUGGUACAGCCCAGGGUGCCCAAGAAGAGCUGCUCUGUGGAUUCUGGAGGGAAGCAUGAGCCCUUGUCAUUGAACACCACCCCACCCAGUCCCAAGAACCUCAGUAACGGUUUCACCAUGGGGGUGGAGGCAGGAGGCAAUACAGCAGAAUGUCAGUAAGACUGGAAAAUAUAAAGGUUUUUGUUUUUACAGAAGGAGUGACAAAGUUUGAGUCUGUGCUGUUUGUCGCAUAUGAGGAAAAAAGAGAUUAUGCUUUAAAAAAUAUCCACUGUUCACAUGCGCUAGGUCUCCGCGGCAACAUGCUCAACAAGCACGUGAUAAGAUGCAUGGAUUGACGUCUCAGCUGAGAUUUGUCCUCCGCCACCCGGAUUGAGGCGAGGCAUUACGCCACCUCGAGGACUUAGGGUGCAUUGGGAAUUGGGCAUUCCAAAUUGGGGAGAAAAGGGGAGAAAAAGAAGAAACAAAUAUCCACUGAGAAUUUAUUCUUCUCCUCUUCUGUUUUUGCUGUGGGAUAUUUUGAUACUUGACAAGUACAUCAUGAACAGUUUCUAAAAGAUCUUCACUCCUGGAGACAUGUGGCUUUCAUGGCAGCUUUAAUUUAGUGGCACAGCAAACAGGGUUUUUAUUUCUUUUUUCACUUUUUUUCACUUGUGCACAUGUAUUUUGAAUAAGAUUAUCUCUCAUCUGAACUGAAAUUAAUUUAACUCUUUAUUGCUUAUGUGCUAUCAUAUGCAAAUUAUCAUACAAUAAUUUUCUCUAUCUAAAGGUAGUGAAGAUCAUGUCUUUGUGAAGUUGUACACUGUGUACACAGUAUAUUUGUUUUAGGAAUGAAUGCCACAAGACCCUAAAAUUGUUAUUCUAUACACUAUUCAUAAAGGAAUAUAUGUGGAUAUAUACAGUAUAUAGGUAUAAAAUGUAUCUUCAUUUUAAUUCACCCUUUUUGUAUUUGCACUACAUCAGUGUAAAUUGAUUCAAAUGGUCAAAUCUCGGACCAAUGGAAAAAAUGUAUAAAUUAAAGAUUAGGUGACCCAGCACAUCUUUGACAAGAGAUAUAGUUCAUCAAAUCAAAUUGAUGUCAUUCAGAGUUACCACACUGAUGUCAGAAUUAGUCCUUCCGUACUCAUAUUGCUAGGUUAUAAAUGCCUCCGUAGUCUUAAGUAAUGAAAACAUACAGUUUCAACACCUGGCAACAUUUUACUGAAAAUCACACCUGAACUGCUACUGUACUCUGUAAAGAUCUUCUCAUUGAAGUAGAAUUUACAUGUCUAUUAUGUUUCAGCCACACUGUCUACCUCUUCUGCUGUACAGGGGCUUCCAACUCUAAAUCUACACUUAGGAUAGAUGGCAUGUAAAAACAUUUUUCAAUGUUGAAUGUCGAAGGGCUGUUUUUUUUUUUUUUUUUUUUUUUUGUGAACCUGUUUAUGUUGGCUGAUUUUA
Molecule: messenger RNA, 3319 nt
Organism: Xyrauchen texanus (razorback sucker)
Lineage: Eukaryota; Metazoa; Chordata; Actinopteri; Cypriniformes; Catostomidae
Product: calcium/calmodulin-dependent protein kinase type IV-like
Exons: 11
Coding region: 626-2041 (471 amino acids)
Biological process (GO): protein phosphorylation
Molecular function (GO): ATP binding; calmodulin binding; calcium/calmodulin-dependent protein kinase activity
Source: RefSeq, a predicted model, not a curated record